Molecule: messenger RNA, 723 nt
Organism: Lodderomyces parapsilosis
Lineage: Eukaryota; Fungi; Ascomycota; Pichiomycetes; Serinales; Debaryomycetaceae
Product: putative dephospho-CoA kinase
Exons: 1
Coding region: 1-723 (240 amino acids)
Biological process (GO): coenzyme A biosynthetic process
Molecular function (GO): ATP binding; dephospho-CoA kinase activity
Source: RefSeq, a predicted model, not a curated record
AUGCUUAUAGUAGGAUUAACCGGUGGAAUCGCAUGCGGCAAAUCGACAGUUUCCCAUGAGCUUAAAACGAAAUACCAUUAUACAGUGAUUGAUGCAGAUUUGAUUGCUAGAGAGGUGGUUUUGCCUGGCAAACCUGCCUAUAACAAAAUUGUUAGGUCAUUUGAUGAUGUCCACGAUUUACUACACGAAGAUGGCACACUCAAUAGAACUGUCUUGGGCCAAGUUGUCUUCCAAAACAAGAGGAAACUAAAGGACCUCAAUUCGAUUGUGCAUCCUGCCGUUCAAUGGGAAAUCGUUAGACAAAUUCUAAGGGCUUACAUUUCUUGCAAAAGCUUAGUCAUCUUGGAUGUUCCUUUGUUGUUUGAGUCGCAAUUACACUUGAUAUGUGGACUAAUAGUCACGGUUUCAACAAAGUCUGAAUUACAAAUUGAAAGAUUGCUUGCAAGAAAUGCCGAAUUGUCAAGGGAAGAUGCAGAGAAUCGAAUUAAAAAUCAAAUGACGAAUGAGGAGAGAAAUUACCGAAGUGAUAUUGUUAUUGACAAUUCAGGAUCAGUAUCAGAUUUGAAAAAGUCUGUUGACACACUUUCACGUGAGAUUAAACCUAGUAUAGUAUGGACAAUUUUGGACUUGAUCCCGCCUUUUGGUGUCGUUUCAGCAUUGUUCACGUUCACUAUUAAAAGAAUAACGGAGAAAUACAAAGGUAAUAAACCAAAAAAUCAAUAG